Lutzomyia longipalpis is the source of this 2878-nucleotide messenger RNA. RefSeq names its product homeobox protein vnd (gene vnd). Lineage: Eukaryota; Metazoa; Arthropoda; Insecta; Diptera; Psychodidae. Gene Ontology annotation, molecular function: DNA-binding transcription factor activity, RNA polymerase II-specific; RNA polymerase II cis-regulatory region sequence-specific DNA binding. Gene Ontology annotation, cellular component: nucleus. The record is from RefSeq and is a predicted model, not a curated record. Gene Ontology annotation, biological process: cell differentiation; regulation of transcription by RNA polymerase II. The transcript has 3 exons. The coding region runs from base 420 to 1502 and encodes 360 amino acids.
UCAAGAGGCUCAGGAGGCAACAUUAUAUUAAUAACAAUAAUUAAAGUUGCUUCGGUAUUUUUUUCAUUCUCAAAUACCAAAAAAAUAAACAUUCUUCGUUAAAAAUAUGUAAACAAUUCCAAUAUAUUCAUUUUAUUUGUUCUGCAAUCCUUACAACUGAAAGCGUUUUAUUUGCAUAACAGUUUUUCUGCUGUGAAUUUUCUUUGAAAAACUAUGAUACUGAUAAGUGAGUGCAUUGUGUGAAAAGGGAUUUUCCGACUUAUUAGUGAAUGUUUGUGUUAGUGGAAAAAUUGUGGUUUUAGUUUGUCAAAGGAUUUUAUAUUUUCUUAAAACUGGCUGUUCAGAAGAAAAUUAGUACCGUGGCUGAAACAAGCAAAAAGAAACGGUGUACUCCGUCUCCAACUGAUUUCGGGUCAAUCAUGGCCCCAUCAGCUUCUUUUUUGACGUGGUCACCUAUUUUUUUACCACCAUGGGGUCCAACUUUUCUACCAGCGGCAUUUUAUCCCGGAGCCCUAAGAUCUGCUUUGCCAGGAAUCCUGGAUAGUAUGAAAAAUCGACCAUCAUUUCAAAUUAGUGAUAUUUUGGGACUUCAACCUAAGGAUGGUAUCACAGACUCAAAUGGCAAUCAAGCACCCAAUCAUACGCAUACCCUUCCACCUCAUACUCAUCACAAUGGACUUCUGGACUCCGUGCCUGGUACCUUCAUCCCACCCACUGGCAAUGGAACAAUUUUUGGUGAAUCUGGGCACUCACAUUACCAAAAUAUGUUCCAUGCUGCCAGAUCGUGGACCACCCCAAUAGACAGCAAUAAUGAUCAAUAUGGCAUUCCACAGCAAGCUAGUCCAGACAGUACGUCUCCUGUCGCUUCGGAAUUGUCCUAUACACCUUUGGGAGCUUGCUCUAAUUCAUCGAAUGUGGCUGAUUCAUCUAAUAAUAAAAUUAUCAAUUUGGACGAGACGUCUCAGCAGCAAAAUCACAAUACAACAACUAAUCACAUAGCAGAGGACUGUGGUGAGGAGGAGAUUCUUGAGGAUCAUGAGGAAGCAGGUGAUCUUGGGGGAGGGGGCAACACAACGGGUACUCUUAAGAAGCGGAAACGGCGUGUGCUGUUCUCCAAACAGCAAACGUUCGAGCUAGAGCGACGAUUUAAGCAGCAACGGUACCUUUCUGCCCCCGAACGUGAACACCUAGCAAGUUUGAUUAGGCUGACACCCACCCAAGUGAAAAUCUGGUUCCAAAAUCACAGGUAUAAAACAAAACGAGCACAGAGUGAGAAAGGUACAAUGGAUGGAUACCAAUCCCAUCCACCAACCACAAUGCAAUCCCCAAGACGUGUAGCCGUACCUGUUUUAGUGCGCGAUGGAAAACCCUGUCUCAAUGGAUCCAAGCACCAAGACUCAGUAUCCCACCCGAACCCUCACUUAGUUUUACCACAUGCUAGCUACCAACAUCACACCCUCAUUCCGCAUGCCCAAACUCCCGGUCGGGGGGUUUGGUGGUAGGCUAGAACCUGCAGCAUAACCUAUAAACUCGACUUUGCAGGAUCCUCUAAUUAGGGAAAUAGACUUACUUUGUAUUUCAGCAGUACUCUUGCUAAAAAAAUAUUUACUAAUUAAUUGUAAAUAGGAAACACCUUAAUAUAAUUUAUUGUAUCUUUAUCACGUCAUUUAGUUCGAAUUUUAGACAAUUUUUGUAUAUAACUAAACCAGAAAAAAAAACUUUAUUUUUUGAUUUUCUAUCAGUUCCAUCAGUUAGGUCACGAGUUUUCACAAGUCCCUAAAUUCUAACUACAAAUUAUUCGGGAAAUUUUUUCACACGAAUUUGUUUUAAAACAUAAUUUUUAUGAUUCCUAAUUGAGAAUCAAUACAUAUUGAAGAGAUAAUUUUGCAUUUCAGUAAAUUUUGAAUUUUGCAAAAAAAAAGAAAUUGCAAAAAAUGUUUUUACCUAAUUUUAAAUUUUCUUAACCGAAAUGACAGUUUCCAAUAGUACGAUUCAAAUGAUAAUGACAAGAUAACAUGCUGUUCCCUCAAUACUCUGCGAUAUGGCCACAGUUUGAGUGUACGGAAUAUUAUUUUAUUAUUAUUUAUUAACUCAUUCAAAAAGGCCAAGAAGCAGAAAUGCCAAAUAUCCAUAAUUUAUAAUAGAGAAUGGAAUAGCAAUUGAUCGUGAAAAUGAAUUAAUUUCAACCCCUACCUAUACAAUACAACAUAAUUCGUGGAGAAAAAAAAGUAGCAUGCAAAAGUACUUGUAGAGAAUAAUCCACUAUCAAGAAAACAUAUUUCCCAAACUGUUAGUGUGUGAGUCCACCCUCCAAAUUUAUGAAUUUCCGCUCAUCAAUAAUACCACUUUUCCGGUACUUUCGAGACAUACAGCACACUCACUUCUGGACAAUUUUGGGGUGGGUUGUAUAAAUUGAGUAAGGGAAGGGAAUGAGGGACAUAUUUUAUUGGAAAAUUAAAGCGGGAAUGUGUCUAUACCCACUUACUGUAGCUCCUCUGAGAUUUUAGAUUUUCCAUCCAAACGGAUCUUUAUGAUUAAUUUUUUAUUCAGCAAUAGUAAAGAAAACGUAAAAAAUCAAACAGUUUUUGUAGAUUUUAAUAUUCGAUUUAUCAAUAUAAUAAAAAAUUGUACCUACCCUACAUAUAAAAAAAAUGAAUAGUUUAAAAUAAAAUGAAAACUAGUGGUUUGUCAUAAAUCCUAUAAAAAUUAGUAAAUAUAGGUAUAUACAUAUUUUAUGUGAAUAGACGAUGAUGUGACAGUAAGUAAAUAAAGAGAUAUAAAGAGGAAGAAAUUAUUUAUUGCGAAUUAUUAUAUAAAAUUAAAUUUAGAGCAAAUACAAAACGUGAAGAAAACAAAUUAAAUCGUUUCAUUUUCUGUG